UAUACAGCUGUAAACUAUAUAAUAUAUAUAUACUAUAUACACGUCGUGUAAUAUUAAUUUAAAUAUAUACAGUACACUAGUACAGGAUUUAUCCAGCACCUAAAAUCUAGGUUAUCCAGACCCUAGUUUCUAAAAUUACCACGCCACACCGUAGCCAUUUUACAGUAAAACACUUUGACAUCGCCGUUACAAACCUUAAGGCACCUCUACUAGAGUGCCUUUAAAAAUAGUCUACAAACCACAAACGUAAUUUCAAAAAUUGUUUGCAUUUUUGCACGUGUUUAGAUUCGUGGCGGAGAGAAAUGAAUAAUAUCAUACCGUUAAAUCUUGGCAUUCUAUAUAAAAUACAAAAUAGUAUGUUGCUAUAGGAAUAUUAUGUGUGAUACAUAAAAAAAACAAGCGAAUUACCAAUAUAAAACGACAUUAGCUAGACAAUCGAACGAAAUUCACUAUAUACCCAACACUAACACCCCUAAAAAGUUUAACGACCUGAACGAUGGGACAAAAUGAGCAGUCGUGCAAGUCGAUCCGAUGCUGUUGCAAACUGAUAUCAAAAGUCGAGGAAAAACCGGCCGCCCCGGUGGUGGCAACGAAACCGCGGAAUAAUGGCUGCGGUGGUCGAGCGGAACGCCCUGCACAAAUGAGUCUAUGUGAUUUCUUGAAAACUCAACCGAUCCCGGAUUGGAUCAAAGUGAAUGAUUUGCGUCAGCAACAGCAACCGAACCAGCAGCGUCCAAUGCAACCCUGCGCGCCCGACCAACCGAAAGCAAGUUCCACCUCUGAAGACGUGCAAUCGUCGCAGAUCAUCAUCAACUUCGGGACGGUCGUGACCAACGGACCGUGCAAGCAAGACUCGUGUCAGCAGACCGAUCCAGAAGUCCAGCAAAAAGUAUGUCCGAUCAUCGUCAGUCCUGCACCGGCUAAACCUUCGAUGCCCUGCAACUGUCCACCAGCUAAACCUUCGAUGUCCAAAUGCCCACCGGCCGAUCGUCCGGCGUUCAAAUGUCCACCGGCCGAACGUCCGACGUCCAAAUGUCCACCGGCCGAUCGUCCGACGUCCAAAUGUAUACCGGCCGAUCGGUCGACGUCCAAAUGUCCACCGGCCAAUCGUUCAUCCGUCGGUCCUGUACACGCAACACAACCUCCGGCUGCGCCUGCCCGUGACCGUUGCAGUCGGGAAAAAGCGGCUGUCUCGAGUCCACCACCGAAAACCUGUCCCGAAUCAACAGUCAAAAAGGAUAAAUGUGCUUGCAACUGUCACUCGAACUAGACUAUACUGAAACUGGAAAACACAUUACGGCAAUGAGAAAAAAUAAUCACUAUUCCCACGUAUCUCACUAUAGUGAGGUCGUCGACAAACGAAGAACGUAACACUCUAUAAUCAAAAUUAUAUUAUACUCGAUUUCAAAAUACUCAUUAUAUGAUAUUAAAGUUUUUACAUUGAUCACGUCAGUCCUUCAUAGGUCUCUAGCAGUAUUGGUCUUUCUCUAUUGGUAAGUAUCGUUAAACUCGAGUGCUCUUUUAUAAUUUCCAGUAUACUUUUUUCGGGUACGGUGAACAACUUCCAAAGACUCGUUGUAGCAAACACGGUUUGUAUUAAAGAUGUUAUAUUAUCAUACCUAUAUACAAGCAAUUUUAUCGGUAAAUUGAGCCACUCGGCGAUUUAUCUGAGGUGUAGCCGUGUAGUUUCUGUGUGUUUGGGAGUAUGAGACCAUCAAUAUAAAUUAUAAUUUUAUUAGGUAUAAUAAGUAACAACUAAUAACGAAUAUUUAUUCGAUCGACAGACAUGA
Myzus persicae (green peach aphid) is the source of this 1790-nucleotide messenger RNA. RefSeq names its product vegetative cell wall protein gp1-like. The transcript has a single exon. The record is from RefSeq and is a predicted model, not a curated record. The coding region runs from base 497 to 1270 and encodes 257 amino acids. Lineage: Eukaryota; Metazoa; Arthropoda; Insecta; Hemiptera; Aphididae.